AUGAGCGACCAGGCAUUAGAUCACGCCGACCAGCAAGCCGCGACAGCUCCUUCUCGAUCGUCGUUGACGCCCGAGGAGCUGGAAGCGAUGCGGAAGAUGCACGACUUCUUUCGCGAAGCCAACCGCAUGUGCGAAGAGCAGCAGCCUCCAAAGUUUAGCUACCUGAGGCUGCGGCUGGACUGGAUUCGGCUCAUUGAUCUGCAACCUGGGUCCGAGGACGAUCCAAUAGUCUGCGCCCUGAGCAUGCAACCCCUUCAAGAGCUCCCCGCCGACGAGUACGAGGCCGUCUCGUACGUAUGGGGGGAGAAUUUACACAAGGAGACAAUCACUUGUAACUGGCGCAUUCCCGUUAUCACCGCGGACUGGCAAAUAGCAUUCGCGGCCCCGAAAACCAUCACAAACAACUUUUCAGUGACAUCGAAUGUACUAGGUCUACUGAAAGGCUUGAGAUAUACGGAUAGGCCGCGAAGACUUUGGAUCGACCAGAUAUGUAUCGACCAGGAAGAUGAGGCGGAGAAGGCCGAGCAGAUCAAGAUCAUGACCGACAUCUAUGCCGGGGCGACCCGCGUGCUCAUCUGGCUCGGCGAUGGGGCAGACAUUUCUGAAGAGGACACCGAAGACAUCUUCGCGGCGAUUGAUCUGUACGCAAAUCUAUCAGAGCUUUCUGAGGCGGCAAUUUUCAGCUUCUUUUCAUGGGUCAUCACUGGGGAGACAAUUGACGUCUACGAUAUGCAAGAAGAAGACGAAGAAGGGCACUCGACGCGUACACAUCACGGCAUAUGGAGACAAAUCUUCAGGAAACUUCAGCCAACACUAGCAAUAUUGAAUGAUCCAGUUGCCGAUGCGGUUGUCUCGCGUGGGGAGUACCGUCGGGACCUUGCCAUGACACAAAUAUUCAGGCAAGGACCUUCACACCCGCAAUUCAAAGAAACGAUAGAACAGGCGCAAAUUGCCGAUACUUACGAGCGUCUCAAGAAGUGGCGCCUCAAGAGGCUUCUUCCCGAGCUUAGAUCAGCUGGUGCGACCGAGCCCAAAGAUAAAGUCCUGGCACUGACUGGAUUCGCACACGAUGAUGGCCGCAAGAUUGAACUCCCCAACCUGCCACACCAAGUGUCGCUUCUCUACCUGACCGUUGUCAAGUACUGGAUGACCACUCCGGACGACAAUCUCUACAUACUGUACAGCCGCAUAACUAGUCAAUACAGCUUCGACGUUGCCCAGACGCCAGAACGCCUAGAAGGAGAUGCCAAUGACAGCUUCUGGGCCUAUGUGAAGAAAAUGGAGACAACUGCGGCUGGGGAUGGCACAGUAUCUCGAGGGGUACCACCCGACAAAUACACCCCAGAGAAUCUCCGGGAAGCAAGAAGGGCACAAUUUUCCAAAGCCAAAGGGCGGGAGAGAGCCUUCUAUGCAGGCCGCACCAUGUUCACAUCGAGCAACGGCCUGAUCGGGCUAAGCCCUGCACAUGCAGCUGUAGGGGACAGUGUCAUCAUAAUCGCGGGCGCGCAUGUGCCAUUUGUCGUCUCCAAGCGACCUGACAACUACUACGAGAUCAAAGGAGAGUGUCUCGUCUAUGGUAUCAUGCACGGGGAGGUGAUGCAGGAUGUGCCAAAUGGAAAGAUCAAGGAGCUGACACUUGUCUAG
Thyridium curvatum is the source of this 1644-nucleotide messenger RNA. RefSeq lists its product as uncharacterized. NCBI's taxonomy places the organism in Eukaryota, Fungi, Ascomycota, Sordariomycetes, Thyridiales, Thyridiaceae. The transcript is spliced from 3 exons. The coding region runs from base 1 to 1644 and encodes 547 amino acids. The record is from RefSeq and is a predicted model, not a curated record.